Molecule: messenger RNA, 3441 nt
Organism: Tripterygium wilfordii
Lineage: Eukaryota; Viridiplantae; Streptophyta; Magnoliopsida; Celastrales; Celastraceae
Product: extra-large guanine nucleotide-binding protein 1-like
Exons: 8
Coding region: 325-3141 (938 amino acids)
Biological process (GO): G protein-coupled receptor signaling pathway
Molecular function (GO): G-protein beta/gamma-subunit complex binding; guanyl nucleotide binding; GTPase activity
Source: RefSeq, a predicted model, not a curated record
UGCAGCAGCUCCUGGUUUUUCUUUGCUUGUCAUUUUCCUUCUCCCCAAACACUAGUUUCACAUUUUAAAUAUUAUUUUUGUUUUCUUCAACUUUCUUUCACCCUUUCACUUCAGUGUGUAACUUUUCCUCCCCUUUGUUUUUUUUUUCUCUCCUUCUCCUUUGGCUGAGCGUUGGAUUAGGUUAAUAUUUUCUUGGGUUUGCUUUAAUUUCAAUUUUGAACUGAGAAAGUGAAAAGCUUUCGAUUCUCAUGAGAUUAUAUUCUUCUUUACUGUUAUUGCUUGUUGAGGAGGUAUUGUUUGUGGUGGAGGAAUAAUAAGAGGAUAAUGCCGCCGGAGAGUAAAUCGGUAACUGCUGCUGAGGAUGGGGUUCAGUACUCGUUUGCCAUGGAGUACACGGGCCCGCUGCUUCAUUAUGACAUCCCACGAGCUGUUCCCAUCAACGUUGACAGUAUUCCUGUGGCGGCAGUGGUUUCGGAGCCCUCACUCUCGGAGAAACUCUCCUUACCAGUGGUCAAGCCGAUUAUGCCCUCUGAUCCAGUGGCCCUGAAGUUUUCCAGAGAGCUCAAGCCCACGGUUUCUCCUAAAUCUGUCAUCAGUUUCGAACAAAGAGCCGCCGGUAGUUGUGGCGCGUCGAAGGAUCUAGCGUCGGGGACCGAGAAAACUGUGUCUCCGACUUCCGUGAUUGCGUUUGAGGAGAGUGAGGCGGAGAAUAACCGGGAUUGCGGUUUGUCUGGGGAGUUCAGUAGCUCCGGCGGAUUGGAGUUCACGAAUGGGUGCUGUGGGCAUUCCAAUGAGUUCCUGUCCAACGCAACUGGGAGCUUGAGUACGAUUGAGUUCUCUGAUAGUUUGGACAAGUCGAGGGAGAGCUCCUCAAGUUUGAAGGUUUCAAGUGAUUUGAAUCAGGUGCCAGAUUGGGAAUCGAACGAGUCUGUGUUGAGUUUGGAUUACCCCUCCUCACGUGUCACCGGUGACUGUAAUCAUGAAUCCAAUUCCAAGCGGCCCCAGGUUGUUACUUUCGGCGAUUUAGAGUCCGACGACGGUGUUGUGGAUGAUGAUUUUGUUCAAGAUGAGAACCAGGUUGUGCGGGUCAGAAGAGAGGUCCAAAGUAAAGGGAAAAAAGGGGCUUGUUAUAGAUGCCUCAAGGGAAGCCGAUUUACAGAGAAGGAGGUUUGCAUCGUUUGUGAUGCAAAGUAUUGUAGCAAUUGCGUGCUUAGAGCUAUGGGGUCGAUGCCUGAAGGGAGGAAAUGCGUUACUUGCAUUGGUUUUCCUAUCGACGAGUUGAAAAGACGAAGCUUGGGGAAGUGUUCGAGGAUGCUAAAGAGGUUGCUUAAUGAGUUGGAGGUUAGGCAAAUAAUGAAGGCUGAGAAGUUCUGUGAAGCAAAUCAGCUGCCACAUGAGUAUGUUUUUGUGAACGGGACACCUCUUUGUCAUGAAGAGUUGGUUAUUCUGCAAACUUGUGCGAACCCACCCAAGAAGCUUAAACCUGGAAAUUAUUGGUAUGACAAAGUAUCUGGUCUUUGGGGAAAGGAAGGACAGAAGCCUUCUAAGAUUAUAACUCCACAUUUGAAUGUUGGAGGUCCUAUCAGGGUGGAUGCUAGCAGUGGGAAUACACAAGUCUUCAUAAAUGGUCGAGAGAUUACCAAAGUAGAGCUCCGGAUGUUGCGGUUGGCUGGGGUUCAGUGUGCUGGAAACCCUCACUUUUGGGUGAAUGAGGAUGGAUCAUACCAAGAAGAAGGGCAGAAAAAUACUAAAGGUUACAUAUGGGGCAAGGCUGGAAUGAAGCUCAUUUGUGCUGUCCUGUCACUACCUCUUCCUUCUAAAUCUCCGAGUCCUUUUGGAGAACCAGUGAGCAGUCUUAAUAGCAGAAGUGUACCUGACUACCUUGAGCAGAGAGCACUUUAUAAGCUUCUAUUAGUCGGAUAUAGUGGGUCUGGAACCAGCACCAUAUUUAAACAGGCUAAGAUUCUCUACAAAGAUGUCCCCUUCUCAGAGGAUGAGCGUGACAACAUUAAGUUGACUAUCCAGAGCAAUGUGUAUGGUUAUCUUGGUAUACUUCUUGAGGGUCGUGAGCGUUUUGAGGAAGAAAGUUUGGCUGAAAUGAAGAAAAAGCAGUUUGCUGAUGAAACUGACCAAAUUGGAAGUGCUGAUGGAAAUGAUGGCAAAACAGUCUAUUCCAUUGGGCCAAGGCUCAAAGCAUUCUCUGAUUGGCUUCUCAAGACUAUGGUGUCAGGCAAUUUGGAGGCCAUUUUUCCUGCUGCCACACGUGAAUAUGCACCUCUGGUGGAAGAGUUAUGGAAGGACCCAGCAAUUCAGGCCACUUACAACAGGAGAAAUGAACUGGAAAUGCUACCUAGUGUUUCCAGUUAUUACUUGGAGCGGGCUGUUGAUGUAUUAAGAAUUGAUUAUGAGCCAUCAGACUUGGAUAUUUUAUAUGCUGAGGGUGUUACGUCAUCAAAUGGGCUAGCUUGUCUGGACUUCUCAUUUCCCCAGUCAGCACAUUAUGAGAGAACUGAUUCAGCGGAUCAGAGUGACUCCUUUUUUAGGUAUCAGCUAAUCAGAGUACAUGCCAGAGGGCUUGGAGAAAACUUCAAGUGGUUGGACAUGUUUGAAGAUGUUGGAAUGGUUAUUUUCUGUGUUUCCUUGAGUGAUUAUGACCAGUUUUCAGUUGAUGGGAAUGGUAGUUUGACUAACAAAAUGUUGCUUAGCAAGACAUUAUUCGAGAGCAUUGUUACCCAUCCGACUUUUGAACAGAUGGACUUCCUUCUAAUACUUAACAAAUUUGAUCUGUUUGAGGAAAAUAUAGAAAGGGUACCAUUGAGUUGUUGUGACUGGUUUGAUGAUUUUCAUCCUUUGGUGAGCCGUCAGCGGCCCAACAGCAGCAGCAACAGCAACAGCAUCAAUAAUAGCCCCUCACUUGGGCAGCUGGCUUUCUACUACAUUGCAGUCAAGUUCAAAAGGCUAUAUUCUUCUCUCUGUGGGCGGAAGUUGUAUGUCUCACAGGUGAAGGGGUUGGAGCCUAAGAGUGUCGACGCUGCUCUUAAAAAUGCAAGAGAAAUUCUGAAGUGGGAUGAAGAGAGAGCCAACUUCAGCAUUACUGAGUAUUCAAAUUAUAGCACUGAGGCAAGCUCCUACUCUCCGUAAGGUAAGCAAACCGGUGAUAGAUAACAAGUUAACAACUUCCAUUGCCACUGUGUAUAUAUAUAUAUAUAUUGGCAUGUAAAUGAGGAUCAUUCUGCUUAAUCCAUGACAGCUAUAAGAUUUUUCUAGACGUAUUAGUUCUGAUUCUGAUUGUCAAUGGCCGUGGUGCAUUAUUUGUUGAGGCAGCGGCAUGAGUUAGUGUGAAGGAGAUGUAUCAGAUCUCAUUAGUAAGCAGACUCUGAAUGUAUUUUUCUUAUCAUGUUCACUUAACUUGGCUGUAUUUCAGUGUUUGGUCGUUUUGUU